This is a messenger RNA of Fusarium fujikuroi IMI 58289, 369 nucleotides long. RefSeq lists its product as uncharacterized. The coding region runs from base 1 to 369 and encodes 122 amino acids. The transcript has a single exon. The record is from RefSeq and is a predicted model, not a curated record. Lineage: Eukaryota; Fungi; Ascomycota; Sordariomycetes; Hypocreales; Nectriaceae.
AUGCUGAGCUUCGAUCUCAGCUACUUCCAGCACGUCCUUACCACCAGCCUCUCAGUUCAUCACCGUCAUCAUGAUAGUCUCGGCAUCGAUAUCUCAUCAAGCCGCCCGCAUUUGGUUCGCGAAGCUACGCGAGACCUCAGACCUGAAGAUCGCGCUUAUGCUGCUUGGGGUAUGACGGCGCAUCCUCAGGAGAAGGAUAUUCCAUCACAUCUCAUAUUCGACGCGCAUCACGCACCUCGUCACGGGCCUGGUCACGUUGGUGUAACGAAAUGUACCCCGGGGAAUUCAGAACCAAAGCCGUAUAGACAUAGGGGUGGUACAGGCGACAGCGGUCGCACGGAGUACUUGCCGGUCAGAGUCGGGAGUUGA